Messenger RNA from Linum trigynum, 977 nucleotides. The record is from the annotation of a GenBank genome assembly. Lineage: Eukaryota; Viridiplantae; Streptophyta; Magnoliopsida; Malpighiales; Linaceae.
CAAAAUCCCACGGACUCCACCUCCACCCACCUCUGCUCUUCUUUCUUACUCAUCGUCCCCUUCGCGACUUCACUUCCUCAGCCUUAUCAGGAUAACGAAAAGGAGAAAGCUAAAGAACCAAGACAAGAAAAAAAAGCCAUGGCAGCUGCCGUCACCAUAAUGUCGUCGCCGGCAUGGAUGCCGCCGCGCAGAACCGCUCAAUCCUCUCCUCGUGGAGGCGUCUCCGCUUCUCUCUCCCUCACCACCGGCACCACAUCCAGGAGGAAUUUCUCCAUGAAUGCCAGCUCCACGUCUCGCUCCGGCCUGCUGCACUGCUCUUUCCUCUCCUCUCCUACUUCCUCCUUCUCUUCUUCCUUCUCAGGUCUGUCUCUGGGAACUGUGGGUUUGAGCUCCGGCGGGGAAUCAAGAAAGCGGAGCGGCGGACUGGUGGUGAGAGCAGGGAAGGCUGCGCUUUGCCUGACGAAGAGGAACAGGUCAAGGAAGUCUCUGGCGAGGACUCAUGGAUUCCGGCGAAGAAUGAGAACGACUAGCGGGAGGGCGAUUCUGAAGCGGCGACGGGCGAAGGGACGAUGGGUCCUCUGCACCAAGUCGAAUCCUAACAGCGGCAAAGCUUCCUAAACCUUGAAUUCUGCUGUUGUUUGCUCGGCUGGGCGGAACAGAGGUGAUUGAGAUUUCCCUGUACUUGUAUUUCGACUCCACAACUCAUUGUUCAUGGUUCCUUUUAUGAAUCCUCCCAUAGCUGUUUCUUGCUCCAAGAUUAAAUUUCUCAGAGGCCUUGGAUGCUACUGUAUUAUUUGCUUAUUGAAUGAAACAUAUGUUGAAGUCCAAUGAGAUAACGAGUAGGUUCAUAUCCUCUUCACCAUGGUAGCUUCAUAUCCUCUUGCCGCAAUGGGUCAAAACCACUGGCUAGUGUGUAUAAACAUGACGGUACACUCUAUUUCAAUCAACAGUUCAUGUAAUGAAAUGCAGCUAAUCCA